CGGCUCGUAGUUCCGGUACACUCAAUCGGUGUGCGGCCGUCUUUCUUUGCCUUAAGAAAACGUUAACGUCUAAUUUAACUGAAGCUAGUCUGCCUUUGCGAUACACUACAGUCUCUUGGUUCAGUCCGGUGGGGCGGUUGAACGAUACUGGGUUCCGAGCCUUUUGUGUAUGUGCAUCAAAGUGAAUUUGCUAUUUGUCAGGGGUCGAGAUGGACAACAAUCAGCUGUCCAGAAAGAGCACGGACCGGUCCGACCUGGUUUCUGAGGACGGUAAAAACAGCAAGUCUGUCGUGUGCCAACGCUGCGGAUCCAAGGUGCUGUGCCCGGGGAUGGCUGUGUUUGCAGAGAAAGAGCUGUUCCUACCAUCCAUGCGGAAAAAGGGCGGCCUCAGCACCACAGAGGGCUCAGUGGACGGGGACACUCUGACCGCCCACUGGUUUGUGGACGACAUGUACACUUUUGAGAACGUUGGCUUCACUAACGACGUCGGGAGAAUCAAGUAUCUCAUCUGUGCAGAUUGUGAGAUUGGACCAAUUGGCUGGCACUGUUUGGAUGACAAGAAAAGUUUCUACGUCGCUGUGGAAAGGGUGAAUCACGCCUAGUCUGAAUGCAUGUGAAAGCUCACAAGACCUUUUUUAAAAAAAAAAAAAUAAAUGUGUUGGCGGGCUAUGCAUCUUUUCAUGCAUUUACUCCCAGCGUUGAACCUCAACCUAAUCCAACACACACAUACACAUAUACACUGUCAUGUGUACAUUGGUUAUAACAGGACUGUGUCACUUUCAUUCUCUUCCAUCACACUGACCGUAUGACCAUCCUGUUCUAAUAAAGAAAAUCUGUUCCAGUCAGAAUAA
Micropterus salmoides (largemouth bass) is the source of this 851-nucleotide messenger RNA. RefSeq names its product RAB interacting factor (gene rabif). Gene Ontology annotation, biological process: small GTPase-mediated signal transduction; post-Golgi vesicle-mediated transport. NCBI's taxonomy places the organism in Eukaryota, Metazoa, Chordata, Actinopteri, Centrarchiformes, Centrarchidae. Gene Ontology annotation, cellular component: membrane; cytosol. Gene Ontology annotation, molecular function: guanyl-nucleotide exchange factor activity; zinc ion binding. The transcript is spliced from 2 exons. The coding region runs from base 210 to 602 and encodes 130 amino acids. The record is from RefSeq and is a predicted model, not a curated record.